This is a messenger RNA of Phaeoacremonium minimum UCRPA7, 3540 nucleotides long. Its product is annotated as putative ubiquitin carboxyl-terminal hydrolase protein. Lineage: Eukaryota; Fungi; Ascomycota; Sordariomycetes; Togniniales; Togniniaceae. Gene Ontology annotation, cellular component: nucleus; cytosol. Bases 1 to 3540 code for a protein of 1179 amino acids. Gene Ontology annotation, molecular function: cysteine-type endopeptidase activity; cysteine-type deubiquitinase activity; protein binding. The record is from RefSeq and is a predicted model, not a curated record. The transcript has 7 exons. Gene Ontology annotation, biological process: regulation of protein stability; protein deubiquitination.
AUGGAUAGCUCCAACGGCGACCCGCCCGUGGCUGGACUUGCUAACAUGACCGUCUCCGUUGAGGCCUUCAACCCAGACGUCCACUCCCCGAACGACAUGAUGAUCGACUCGGAGGAGCACAUCGUCGAGCCGACUGCGAAUGGGGUGGAGAAGGACGACUUGGCCAUCAUCGACCCUAAUAAUCUCGACAAUGAGCAGGAGCAGUUGCAGGAUCUACCAGUCGCCACCGAUCACGAUGCUAUGAAAGACAUUGUGCUUCCUCCGCUAGUGGAAGAGCCCAGGAUCUUAGAGGACGCGGUUUUCACAUGGACAGUUGAGGGGUGGAGGAGCUUACAAAAGAAGGAGCAUGGCCCUGUAUUUGAAGCAGGUGGUUUUCCAUGGCGGAUUCUUCUCUUUCCUUAUGGUAACAAUGUCGAUCAAUGUUCCAUCUACCUCGAGCAUGGCUUCGAACCCAACACGAUACCCGAAGACUGGAGCUGUUGUGUCCAAUUCGCACUGGUCCUAUGGAACCCCGAUGACCCCACCAUAUAUUCCCACCACCAGGCGCAUCAUCGAUUCACCAAGGAGGAGAGUGAUUGGGGUUUUACCAGAUUCUUAGAGCUCCGGAAGAUGUUCAACGUUGCUUGGGAAGGCUCUACCCGCCCACUUGUUGAGAAUGACACAGCAAAUAUCACAGCAUACGUCAGGAUCGUAGAAGACGAGACGGGUGUUCUAUGGCAUAACUUCAAUAACUACGACUCGAAGAAGGAGACCGGAUAUGUCGGGCUCAAGAACCAGGGUGCCACUUGUUACCUAAACUCGCUUCUACAGUCCCUCUACUUCACAAAUGCCUUCCGCAAGGCUAUAUAUGAAAUCCCUACACAUCAGGAUGAGAGCAUGAAUAACAGUGCUUACACACUGCAGCGACUAUUUUAUCAAUUGCAGACCUCCAACUCUGCCGUCGGAACCAAUGAACUAACUAAGUCUUUUGGUUGGGAGACUAGGCACAUUUUUGAGCAGCAAGAUGUUCAAGAGCUCUCACGCAAGCUCAUGGAGCGUAUGGAGGAGCGAAUGAAGGGCACGAGAGCUGAGAACGUGCUCCCUCGAAUGUUCAGCGGCAAGAUCAAGACAUACAUAUCUUGUAUCAAUGUCGAUUACGAGUCUAGCCGCAUCGAAGACUUCUGGGACGUCCAGCUCAACGUGAGCGGUAACAAGAGCUUACUGGAGAGUUUCAAGGACUACAUCCAGGUCGAGAAGAUGGAUGGCGACAACCAGUACUACGCUGGCGAUGAGUACAAGCUUCAAGACGCGAACAAGGGCGUCAUCUUCAUGAGCUUCCCUGAUGUGCUCCAUUUGCAGCUAAAGCGAUUUGAAUACGACAUCCAGCGGGAUAUGAUGAUGAAGAUCAAUGAUCGUUAUGAGUUCCCCGAGCAUUUCGAUGCCGCUCCUUACCUCUCUGAAGACGCAGACAAGUCUGAGCCUUGGACGUAUCAGCUACACGGCGUCUUAGUGCACAGCGGCGACCUCAAUGCAGGCCAUUACUACGCUUUCCUCAAGCCGAACAAGGAAGGCUGGUUUUACAAGUACGAUGAUGAUAAGGUGACGAAGGCCACCAUGCGAGAGGUACUCGAAGAGAACUUUGGUGGAGAAUAUCGCACACCAACUGGCCCUGUGCGUGCUCCUACUCAAAAGAAGACGCCGAUUAUGCGGCCGAACAGCGCAUACAUGUUGGUCUAUAUUCGGGUAUCACGGCUGGAUAAGAUUCUCACUCCAGUCACCGAAGAGGACACUCCUCAGCACCUUCAACAGCGAUUUGAGGAGGAGGCUGCGGCGAAGGAGGCUAAGCGCCGAGAGAGAGACGAGCAGCACCUAUAUAUUGGCGUCAAGGCAAUUACAGAUGAAAGCUUUCGACACCAUAACGGCACUGAUCUCACAGUGUUUGAUGCCAACCCGGACGUGGACCCUGCUGCCCCGCGUUAUUACAGACUGCUUCGCACAACUACACUCCAGGACUUGGUCACACGUGUUGCUACCGAUAUCAAUCAAGACCCGAAACGGGUGCGUCUCUGGAUUAUGGUCAAUCGCCAGAACAAGACAACUCGGCCGGAUCAGCCGAUAAUGGACCUAAGACCCACCGUGGAGGAGACAUACAACCGAGCUGUAGCACAUCGUGAUAACGCUCUACGGGUCUGGGUUGAGGUGGCAGAAGAAGUGAACGCAGAUGGUGAGGCUGUAUGGCCGACCUAUCAAGGCCAGCAAAAUGGCGUUGUCGUCAAGAACGAUUUGAUUUUGCUCUUCUUGAAGUGUUUUGACUUGGAGUCCCAGGAGCUGCGUGGUGCGGGACACGUAUACAUCAGCCGGGAGAAGAAGGUUGAGGAUCUCGUCCCAUUGAUCAUGAAGAAGAUGGGCUGGGGGGAGAAGCUCCCGAGCGAUGAGAAGGUCAUGUUGUGGGAGGAAAUAAAACCGAACAUGAUUGAAGGUCUCAAAGCGAAGCAAUCUCUGAAAGGCGCUGAACUGCAAGAUGGCGACAUUGUCUGCUUUCAACGAACUCCUGAUCGAAAGCACGCUCUCGAGAAGCGCUUAGGACUUGGCGAAAACAAGUCUUCUGAAGAAAGCGUGAAGAAGUCGGAUCGCUUCGAAGAUGCGCGGGAAUACUAUGAUUUCUUGUUGAAUAAGAAGACGGUGAAGUUCCAUGCUCAUCCCACACGAUCAGAUCCCGCCAAGUACCCAGCAUUUGAGCUUGUAUUAAAUUCCCGGAUCAGUUACGAUCAACUAGCAGAGAAAGUAGGAUCUGUCCUUACCGUGGACCCCACACACAUUCGAUUUUAUACGGUUAAUGGAGCAACUGGCAAUCCCCGAACGCCAGUGAAGCGAGGACCAAACCAGACCCUACAAUCUAUUCUCGUUCCUAGCGGUUACGGUCAGUUAAACAUGAACCAGCGACCAGACGCUCUUUACUUUGAGGUGCUGGAUAUGAGUCUCGCGGAGCUUGACACAAAGAAGAAUGUCAAGGUGACCUGGCUGAGCGAAGGCAUCACCAAGGAGGUAGGCAUUUCUUACGCCAUUGUUAUGCGAAUGCUAAUAUUCGUGAAGGAUCAUUUCGACAUACUCGUUACGAAGAGUGGUAACAUUGAUGACCUGAUCCAGGGGCUGAUCAAGAAAGCUCAAAUUCCUGACGAAGUUGAGGGUGGUAGAAUCAGGGUGUUUGAGACUAGCAGCCACAAAUUCUUCCGCGAGCUUCCCCGCGAAUAUCCUAUAAUCAGCAUAAACGAUUAUACCAGCGUUGUUGCCGAACGGAUGUCUGAGGAUGAGCUCGAGGCAGAUGAUAUCUCAUUCAUUAAUGUCUUCCAUUUCCAGAACGAGCCAAGCAGGGUGCAUGGCAUGCCAUUUAGAUUCCUGAUGAAAGAGCAUGUGCAGGGCGAAAAGUUCGUGGACACCAAGAAACGGCUAGAAAAACGGACGGGCCUCAAGGGCAAGAGCUUCGAGAAGAUCAAAUUCGCGCUAGUAAGGCGAGCGCACUACUCAAAGCCAAAUUAUCUGAACGAUGGUGAGGACCACUGA